ACUCAUGCUGCUUCUCUUUCUCCUCAUUCUUCCCGUCCUGCUGUCAUCCUCAUGGCGUGGAUCUUUCUCUCUGUUCUGCCGAUCCUUCUUUUGCCUUUUGUCAGAGGCGAUUUGGUAACUGCAGCUUUGGGCGACACCGUGAAGCUGUCACCGCAGAUUAACUGUGGCCAGAGAACCGCGGAGCUGAUUAGGAGGCUGAGUGAUCACUCCUCUGUUCGGAUGGCCGCCUCGGUUGACGGAGUUCUGCAGCAGGUAGAAGAAUACAGUUUACGGCUGAACAUCUCCUCAUCGGGUAUUUUCCUGAAGAAUGUCAACUACAACGACAACGGACAUUAUGAGUUCAGCUGUGGAGACAAUAUUGAGCGCAUCAUCGAGCUAAAGGUUGUCUUUAUCUCCAACAUCUCCGCGUCUGAAGGUGAACCAAGAAAACUUCCCUGCUUCUCUUUAACUCAGGGUGUGGAUGUGAAGUUUGUUCAGUGGGAAACUAACGGGCAGGUUGUGAUUAAAGUGGAUCUUUCCGGUAACGUCGAAUAUGGAGAAAGAUUCACAGACCGAGUGUCUUUGCCACCUGACUGGCGGUCAGUGGGGGAUCUGUCGCUGAUCCUGGAGCGGGUCCAGCUGGAGGAUCAAGGGGAGUAUUACUGCUAUGUCCAGAAGGACUCUAAAGAGAGAGGAGACCCUGCUGCAUGGAGACUGAGGGUCCGACAGGAGCGACCGAGCAUUAAAACCUUCACCACUCCGUCUCCGCUGACCCAAAGACCGCCUGCGCAUAAGGAACCUUUGUGUAUUCGCCUUCCCGUCUUCAUUAUCAUUAUUCUGGUUUCUGCUCUUUUCUGUAUCCUGAUUGGAUGGUGCCUUCGGUCUCAUAAAUCAAAGGAGGUGAAGAACUGCCUUCAUAUGAAAUGCUGGGACAGAGAAGGCCGCUCUCCAGACCAGGAAACCUCAGCUGGCCUCUUCCCCUAAUAGAUUACACUCUGCUGUCUGUUUGUUGCAUUUUAUGUGGAGAUUUGCGCCUUUCAGCUCUAACUGGAGCCGA
Molecule: messenger RNA, 1036 nt
Organism: Poecilia latipinna (sailfin molly)
Lineage: Eukaryota; Metazoa; Chordata; Actinopteri; Cyprinodontiformes; Poeciliidae
Exons: 2
Coding region: 52-963 (303 amino acids)
Biological process (GO): regulation of ventricular cardiac muscle cell membrane repolarization; cardiac muscle cell action potential involved in contraction; regulation of sodium ion transmembrane transporter activity
Cellular component (GO): voltage-gated sodium channel complex; plasma membrane
Molecular function (GO): sodium channel regulator activity; transmembrane transporter binding
Source: RefSeq, a predicted model, not a curated record